Daucus carota subsp. sativus is the source of this 2668-nucleotide messenger RNA. Its product is annotated as protein ACTIVITY OF BC1 COMPLEX KINASE 7, chloroplastic. The record is from RefSeq and is a predicted model, not a curated record. The coding region runs from base 241 to 2409 and encodes 722 amino acids. The transcript is spliced from 18 exons. NCBI's taxonomy places the organism in Eukaryota, Viridiplantae, Streptophyta, Magnoliopsida, Apiales, Apiaceae. Gene Ontology annotation, biological process: regulation of response to reactive oxygen species.
ACACAAACCAAACACUCAGAAAAGACAGAAGCUAACAAAGAAAAAACUUGAACACUAAAUGUGCACGACACAUGUUUCUUCAUCUGUUUACUUCCUGCCCAAUUCUUCAUCACAUCAUUCAUAUCUAACACUCUUGUUCUCAACUUCAUUUAACUAACUGGAGUUUAUUAUUACAUGUUAAUUUAGAAUCUCCUCACACCCACUUCUCUUUAAUCUCUUUCUUCAGCUGUUGCACAUUAGAUGGCGGCAAUACUGGCUUCACAUAGCUGCUAUUGCCGAAAUGUGGAAUUAUCGAAUCAAGGGAAAACACUUGACGGCCUUAAUUUCUCGAGCUCGGUUUCACUAAAUCAAAUCAUAAGAAUUGAGAAGACCAAGACUGGGAAACUUUUUAGGGUGCAUAUUGAAGCACGGCAGGCUGAAUUGCCAAAUAAAUAUGGUGAAAAUGGUAAACCCGUUAAAAUGGUGCCAACAAGUGAGAUAAUGAAGAGAAAUCCAGCAUUAGUUAACAAUCCAGAGACUGUAGAUGGUUCACAACGGGUUGUGAAUGGAUCAAAACCAGCUGUCAAUGGCUCAAAGCAGGCUUUAAAUGGUUCAAAACAGGUUUUUAUCAGAGAAAGCAAUGUUAAUGGAUUUCCCUCUGGCUUAAUGAAGUCCCCCAACAUUAAAAAAUCUGACGAGUUGCCCCCAAUCGAAGAGCUGAAAGUCUUGCCCUCAGAUGAAAGCUUUAGUUGGGCCAAUGAAAACUAUAACUCUGUGCAAAGAAGUAUAGAUGUGUGGUCUUUUAUUCUUUCUCUGCGUGUCCGUAUUCUGCUGGACAAUGCAAAAUGGGCAUAUGUAGGAGGCAUCACAGAAGAUAAGCAGGCAAGUAGGAGACGGAAAACAGCCUCAUGGUUACGGGAACGUGUGCUACAACUUGGUCCGACUUUUAUCAAACUUGGUCAGUUAUCUUCAACAAGGUCUGAUCUAUUUCCAAGUGAGUUUGUGGACGAGCUUGCAAAGUUGCAGGAUAGGGUACCUGCUUUCUCACCAAAGAAAGCAAGAGACUUUAUCAAAGCAGAAUUAGGGGCUCCAGUUGAAAUACUGUACAAGGAAUUUGAAGAUCAGCCAAUUGCAGCUGCUAGUCUUGGUCAGGUUCAUCGGGCUAUCCUGCACAAUGGAGAAAAGGUAGUGGUGAAGGUACAAAGACCUGGACUGAAGAAAUUGUUUGACAUUGAUUUACAAAAUUUGAAGCUGGUUGCAGAGUACUUCCAGAAAAGUGAAACUCUCGGUGGUCCAACACGGGAUUGGAUGGGAAUAUAUGAGGAAUGCUCUAAGAUUUUAUACGAGGAAAUUGAUUACAUAAAUGAAGGCAAAAAUGCUGAUAGAUUCAGACGGGAUUUUCGAAAUGUCAAGUGGGUUCGGGUGCCUAUGGUUUUCUGGGAUUAUACUGCGAUGAAGGUGCUAACACUUGAAUACGUUCCAGGUGUCAAAAUAAAUAAUCUAGAUCUGGUAGAUGCACGAGGAUACAGUCGAUCUCGAGUUUCAUCGCGUGCUAUUGAAGCAUACUUAAUACAGAUACUGAGAACUGGAUUCUUCCAUGCCGAUCCUCACCCGGGGAAUCUAGCUAUUGAUUUGGAUGAAUCACUUAUUUAUUAUGAUUUCGGUAUGAUGGGGGAAAUUAAGUCCUUUACGCGUGAGAGAUUGCUAGACCUUUUCUAUGCCAUUUAUGAAAAAGAUGCAAAUAAGGUCAUAAAAACUCUAAUAGAUCUUGAAGCACUACAACCCACAGGUGACUUGUCGCCGGUAAGGAGAUCUGUGCAGUUUUUCUUGGAUAAUUUGUUAAGUCAGACGCCAGAUCAGCAAAAGACUUUUUCUGCAAUAGGAGAGGAUUUAUUUGCAAUAGCCGCUGAUCAGCCAUUUCGCUUUCCAGCUACGUUUACCUUUGUGAUCAGGGCAUUUUCAACACUUGAAGGUAUUGGGAAGACCCUUGAUCCAGAUUUUUCCUUUGUGAAGAUUGCUGCACCUUAUGCUCAGGAGCUGUUGGAUAUUAAACAAAGCCAGCGCAGUGGAACACAGCUGGUAGCAGAAAUAAGGAAACAGGCUAAUGAUGCUAGGACAUCCACUGUGUCCAUGCCUUACAGAGUUCAGCGAAUAGAAGAGUUUGUGAACCAGCUUGAUGCAGGAGAUGUGAAACUUCGAGUGAGAGUCCUGGAGUCGGAGAGAGCAGCACAGAAGGCGACAAUACUACAAAUGGCAACACUGUAUACAGUUUUAGGGGGCACCCUCCUAAACCUCGGGGUCACACUCAGUAGUCAAGGGAAUCUAGCUAUAGCAAACGGAUCUUAUGUUGGUGCAGGUGUGUUCCUAGUUCUACUUGUUCGAUCAAUGCAAAGGGUAAAGAAGCUUGAUAAGUUUGAGAAAAUGAUAUGAUAUUAGGAAAGCACUAGGUGAUAUUCGAAAAUCUCACUCCCUAAAUCUCUGUUUAUAGAACAUCUAUAUUCUUUUAGUCAUAGGAAACACAGUUGGUAUACAAGCUAUGGUGCUAGUUCUCGUUAACGUCCCCCAUGUGCUGGACGGUAAUAUGUAUAGAGACGAGAAAGCAUGAAUAGCCAAAAUUUAGUUUUAUUUGUACUUGGCCAAAAUUUAUUAUAUACACAUAUAAAUAAAAAUACUUGAUACUUACGUGGAA